Molecule: messenger RNA, 411 nt
Organism: Bipolaris victoriae FI3
Lineage: Eukaryota; Fungi; Ascomycota; Dothideomycetes; Pleosporales; Pleosporaceae
Exons: 1
Source: RefSeq, a predicted model, not a curated record
GCUAAAGAGUGGCUGCGCUUUUGUGGUGAAAAGCAUCCGCGAUGUUCACCGCUUGGGGACCGGCCGCUCCCAACACGUGUGAUUGAUGUAGGUGGCAAAGACUCCUCGCGGGUGCGUCUUGUUGUAUCACACGGACGCUUUGACCGCUACAUCGCGCUGAGCCACUGCUGGGGCCUCCGCGAGCCCAUCACUACUACCAAAGACAACUUCGAUAGGCAUGUUAAGGAGGGAAUAGAGAUUGACGACUUGCCACAGACAUUUCGCGACGCAGUCGAAGUGGUGCGGGCACUCGGUUUUCAGUAUCUAUGGAUUGACAGCCUAUGUAUUGUUCAGCAGGAUUGCGAGGACUGGCAAAGAGAAGCCGCGCAGAUGCCGGAGGUCUAUGCGAACGCUGCAGUAACAAUCACGUCG